CAGAGAGGAGCUUCAUUUAAGCCAGUAAGAGACCUCUCGAGAAAUUAAAAUUAGAGCCGUCCAAGAAUUCAGUAAACAAGCCGCUUGGUGCCAUUUUCAAGCAUCUUAACGCAAAAACCCUUCACAAGUGUAGAGUACAGACUAUGAUUUGCAAGAUCUGUCAGAAAAACCAAGAAGAAAGAAACUAGCUGCAAGCAAAUGCUGCAAGAAGGUCGCCAUUACUCUGAAUAUGUAAGAUACAAAUGCUAGCUGCAAGCUUUAACAAAAAAAGUUUCAGGCAAUUCCAACCUGACUAGUCAUUUUCUUGGAGCCAAGCAAGAGGAGAGAGAAUUUGUGUGUGUGUGUGUGUGAGAGAGAGAGAGAGAGAGAGAGAGAGAGAGAGAGAGGGAUUGCAUGCGUUAUUUUCAUGUCAUGUAAACCAGUUUCUUUUUUCUGAUUCUUUGAUUAAAAUCAUGCAAUUGUUGUUAAAUUGGAGCCCCAGUUACAUGCAUUUCAUGCUCCCUCACUUGUUAAAUGUCUUCCUUCAAAUUUAUGCCCGAAGCUUAAAAUCACAUCAUCAUUACAUCAGUCUUCCGGUCCAGUCCAGUCCCCCUACUUCCUUUCCCCCUUACAGACAAAAACACCAAGUUAUCUGUCCUAUGGGGAGACCGCCUUGUUGUGACAAAGCAAAUGUGAAAAGGGGACCCUGGACACCUGAAGAAGAUGCAAAAAUUCUUGCAUAUGUAGCCAGCCAUGGAAUUGGCAACUGGACGUCAGUCCCCCAGAAAGCAGUUUGUAUAGGCCUCAACAGAUGCGGGAAGAGCUGUAGGCUAAGAUGGACUAAUUAUCUUCGCCCUGAUCUCAAACACGACAAUUUUACUCCUGAAGAAGAAGAGUGCAUUCUUGAACUUCACAGAACCAUUGGUAGCAGAUGGUCUCUGAUAGCAAAAAGACUGCCAGGGAGAACAGAUAAUGAUGUUAAGAACUACUGGAACACCAAACUGAAGAAAAAACUGACCAAAAUGGGAAUUGAUCCCGUAACUCACAAGCCCUUCUCUCAGCUUUUCAGUGAGUAUGGAAAGAUCAGUGGGUUCCCAAGCACCAGGAAUGGAAACCGGUUCCUCCAGAAUUCCGCAGCCAAUGAGUCCAUUUGGAAAGCAGAAAACAAUAGACAAAAGAUUCAGAAACCUUAUUAUGAUCUCUUGAAUGAUCAAAAAAAUCAUCCAGUGGAAACUGUAACUAAGUUCCAAGCCAUAAACCAAGAAUUCAUCCAACCACACUUUUUCAGUGAGGCCUCCUCUUCUGAUACAUUUUCAUCUUCAAAUGGAGUCAUGCAUUUCAGCUGCGGACCAUCUCACUCGUGUGAGCCCUCUCAGGUUCACAUCGUGCCGCCUUCUCCCUUUCUGUGUAACGAAUAUGUUCUGGGAGAUUCCUUUCCCUCCUUGGACAACACAGAUCAAAUUCCAGAAUGUAAAUACAUGGGAAUGCAGUAUUUGCAUAAUGAUUCUAUUCCAGUGCAGGAAUCUGGACUUAUACAUAACUUUAAUGGAGACGAGUGCAGGGAAACCAUAAUGUCCUGUCAGGAGAAUUCUCCUGGAGUUCUGGAAAAAUGCUCUUCAAUUGCUACUUCAUCUGCUGCAGAUUCAUUUGUGGAGGCCAUCCUGGCUCAUGACAAUGAAAUGCGACUUCAGUUUCCUCACAUUUUGGAUGAGAAUUAUGAUUACUGAUUUCCCGAUAGCUGGAGUUGUGUCAAUGGUUUUGAAUAAUCUUCUUACAGUCGAAAUGGCUGUUCAAAUUUAGUGAUCAGGACAGAGUAGAGUUAUACAAUGUUAUAGAGCAUGGGUCCAUUGAGAAAACAUUUGUCAUAAUAUUGAAACGUUUCAUGUUUUAUGGCAUCGUAGCUCUUGAGGAUUUAGUGACUGGGCAAUGCUUCGGAACCAAAUUCCUAUGUCAAAAUUUCAUAAAUCAGCAUAUAUAAGACUCCCUAUGAUGACCAUUCAAUAAUACCUCGCAAGAUAAAAGGAAAAAGAAUAGAAAAUAAAAAUAAAUAGGACAGUAAAAGUGAAUUAAUACCAUAUAACACACACAAAAAUAAAUAAAUAAAUGGCUUUAAAUAUAUUGGAGGGGAAAAAAAAAAGAAAAAAGGACAAGAACGACCUGAACUAUGUCAAAAAACCGUUAUGUUCGUUGCAAGGGAAAACUAACGAUAAAGGGAAAAAGGAAGAAAGAGCACUACUGAAGAAGACAAAACAUAUAGGAUUUAGACGAACAACCUGGCAGGCAUGAACACAUUGCAGAGAUCAUCCUUCUCAUUCCGGAGGCAGGGAUCUUCAGGCCGCAUAUGGGACAGCAGGAUUCAGAUUCCAGACGUUAAGCCCCCACCACCGGUUGAUAAAUCCAGGGAUUUCAACUACCAUCCCAUUCCCACUUCCAAUUCUGGCGUUGUGAAUCCGUCUGAUUCCGUUCUUCCUCCUCCUGGUUCCAGAUCAGAAGGUAAGCCCCGGAGGUCCGGUUUCGUUUCAAUUUUUGGCUGCUGCAUCGGCCCACAUGCAUCUUAAGCAAGCCCACCAUUUUUUUACGCCUGUUGCAUGGAAUUCAUGUUGCCUUUUAGUUUUCCAAGCUUUUUGCCUCCAACCAGGCCGUCUUUUUUACAAAUGUACACCUGUGUGCUUACAACUUUCUCUUUCUCUCUUUUCUUUGUUAUCCAAUGCCUUGAUAGAGUUUUUGGAAUUUGUUAUGGGUAGUUUAGCUUGAGAAUUUUGUAGACGAGAGUUCAGAAUAUUUGGUUUGUAGCUUGGAUGGAAUAUGAAUGUUUCUGAUGGAAUUUGAUGAAUCUUGACGUUAUUUUUCAA
Molecule: messenger RNA, 2831 nt
Organism: Sesamum indicum (sesame)
Lineage: Eukaryota; Viridiplantae; Streptophyta; Magnoliopsida; Lamiales; Pedaliaceae
Source: RefSeq, a predicted model, not a curated record